Messenger RNA from Phacochoerus africanus (Common warthog), 3416 nucleotides. It is a transcript of the gene FAN1, whose product is annotated as FANCD2 and FANCI associated nuclease 1. The transcript is spliced from 14 exons. Gene Ontology annotation, molecular function: flap-structured DNA binding; 5'-flap endonuclease activity; 5'-3' exonuclease activity. The record is from RefSeq and is a predicted model, not a curated record. Gene Ontology annotation, biological process: interstrand cross-link repair. Bases 214 to 3297 code for a protein of 1027 amino acids. NCBI's taxonomy places the organism in Eukaryota, Metazoa, Chordata, Mammalia, Artiodactyla, Suidae. Gene Ontology annotation, cellular component: nucleus.
GAAAGAAGGAGGGAGAGAGGGAAGGAGCAAGGGGUGAAAGACGGACUGGCGGGCAGUGGAACCCCAGGAAGAAAUUGACUAAAUGAAUAACAUGAAGUCCAGUAGAAUCCCACUUUUUAUGAUUUCAAGUCAGGAAAGUAAGAGUACUCCAUUGUUCUUCCCCAGUGAUAUGCAGUAUUUUACUACUGGAAACACCCAGCUUCUCUAAUACUCAUGAUGUCAGUGGGGAAAUCUGACAAAAAAAGACCUUGUAGAAGUUUAUCAAUAAGUAAAACUAAAAAAAAUGAGUCUAACUCUAUUAUUUCAUUUUUUAACAAUGUACCGCCUGCCAAACUUGCCUGCCCUGUUUGUAGUAAAAUGGUGCCAAGAUAUGACCUAAACAGGCACCUUGAUGAAAUGUGUGCUGACAAUGGUGACAUCACUCCAGGGGACCCAGGGCACAUUGGCUUAGCAAGUUCAAAUGUGUCCACAGUAGAUGUAACCAAUAUUGCUUUAGAAGAUGUAAUGCCAGAGAAGUCAUCACCAUCAAAGAUGAAUUUAACCCCUGGCCAAAGUGACUCAGCAAAAACGGGCAUGAAAAAGAAGACCAGCCCCUACUUUAAGAAUAAUGAUGACUUGGUGGGCAGAAAUCAAGAUGAACUGAGACAUCUUAAUGUAAAAGUCAUCUCUCUGGGAAGCCUGUCAUCUAAAUUGUCCAGAAGAUACAUAAAGGCUAAAAGAUCAAUAGGUAAGAGUGAGGGACUUGCCAAUCAGAGUCCCCACAGUUCCUCAUCCUCAGUGGUUAAGAGCCUGGUUGAAAACCAUUCAGAGAUUGAGGACCAGGGUCAACUUUUGGAGAAUAGUUCUCAAAAGGAAAACAUGUUUACCUAUGAUUCUCUUGAGGAACCACAUACUCUUGAAGGCACUAAAGUAAUGGAAAUUGAAGACCAAAAGCCUGCCGAGGAAUGUAGAUCAAGCCUCACCCUUGCAUUUUCAGAUAACACUCCUGUGUUAAUUUCACCAGAUUUAACUCUUGGGAAUGCAUUAAAGUCUACUUUAGAGGACGGCCUUGCAAAGCCAGAGAGUAUCAAAGGAGUAGAUGGUAAAGGUGUUGCGAAAUGUGGGGCAGGUGAUUGUGAAGAGGUGAAAAUGACUCUUGUUUCAGAAGCUAAAACACAGAUGUCACGUUGGGAGGCAAAAUCUCGUAGCUCUAAGCACGAUGCUUCUAAUUGGAGUAACAUUCAAGCACUUCCUCUGGAAGACAACAGCAGCUCAAAGAAUGAAAUCACACACGGAAUUCCUUUGGAGCAGGGGUUAAGCUGCGAUGUUUCUAGUGUAACAUGUCCAGUACCCUUGGAUCAUCCUUACUACCUUCGGAGUUUCCUCAUGGUGCUGAAAGCCGUGUUUGAGAAUGAAGAUGAUGGGAUGCUCUUUGAUGAACAUGAGAAGGGAAUUGUGACUACAUUUCAUCAAUUAUCAGCUAGUGGUCAGAAGCUAUAUGUAAGACUUUUUCAACGUAAAUUUGGCUGGAUUAAGAUGAAUAAAUUGGAAUAUGAAGAGAUUGCCUCUGACUUAACUCCUGUGGUUGGAGAGUUGACACAAGCCGGCUUUCUGCAGACGGAAUCUGAGUUGCAAGAACUCUCAGAAGUGUUUGAGCUACUUUCUGCUCCAGAGCUAAAAACCCUGGCAAAGACCUUCCACUUGGUGAAUCCCCAUGGACAGAAACAGCAGCUGGUGGAUGCUCUUCUCAAGCUGGCCAAACAGCCGUCAGUCUGUACUUGGGGCAAGAACCAGCCUGGCAUUGGUGCAGUGAUUUUAAAAAGAGCUAAAGAUUUGGCUGGACAGUCGCUGAGAGUCUGUAGAGGCCCUCGGGCUGUGUUUUCCCGGAUCCUGCUGCUGUUUUCAUUGACUGAUUCCGUGGAAGAUGAGGAGGCUGCCUGUGGCGGUCAGGGCCAGCUUUCUACUGUCCUGCUGGUCAACCUUGGCCGCAUGGAGUUUCCCAGGUACACGAUCAAUCGGAAAACCCAGAUCUUCCAAGAUAGAGAUGAUCUCAUCAGAUAUGCAGCAGCCACACACAUGCUGAGUGACAUCUCCGCGGCAAUGGCCAAUGGGGCCUGGGAGGAAGCCAGGGCACUCUCUGAAUGUGCAAAACGGGAUUGGGACAGACUGAAAGACCACCCUUCCUUGAGGUACCAUGAGAAUUUACCCCCCUUUCUCCGGUGUUUUACUGUCGGGUGGGUUUAUACAAGGAUUUUGUCCCGGACCGUUGAAAUACUGCAGAGACUUCACCUGUAUGAGGAAGCUGUCAGGGAGCUUGAAAACCUUUUGUCUCAGAAUGUGUAUUGUCCUGACAGCAGAGGCCGGUGGUGGGACCGCCUGGCUCUCAACUUACACCAGCACCUGAAGCGCCUGGAACCGGCCAUCAGAUGCAUCAAGGCAGGGCUCUCGGACCCAGAGGUGAGGACCGGCCACCGUCUCUCUCUGUAUCAGAGAGCCAUGCGCCUGCGGGAGUCUCCAAGCUGCCAGAAGUACCGACACCUCUUUCGUCACCUUCCAGAAAUCACUGUGAAAGACGUCGAGCAUGUGACCAUCACAGGUCGGCUGUGCCCGCAGCAUGGGAUAGCCAAGUCUGUCUUCGUAAUGGAGGCUGGAGGAGCCACCCCUGCCACAGUCCUGUGCUCUGUUGAAGAGCUGGCGCUGGCCCACUAUAGACGCUGUGGCUUCGACCAAGGGAUUCAUGGGGAGGGGUCCACCUUUAGCACGCUGUAUGGCCUCCUACUGUGGGACGUAAUCUUCAUGGAUGGGAUUCCCGACGUCUUCAGAAAUGCCUACCAGGUAAUCACAGCACGCUUUCAGGCGUUCCCGCUGGACCUGUGCACGGACAGCUUCUUCGAGAGCAGGGCGCUGGCCAUCGAGGCCAGGCUGCAGCAGAUUCACAGUGCCUCUGUGGAGAGCUUGCGGGCCUGGGUGGCAGCCACCUGGCUGGCCCAGGAAGGCAGGGUGGCCUCCGUCGUCAGCUGGGAGCGCUUUGCUUCUCUUCAGCAAGCUCAGGAUCUUGUUUCCUGCCUGGGGGGCCCUGUCCUUAGUGGGGUGUGCCGGCGCCUGGCUGUGGACUUCCGACACUGCCGAGGGGGCCUCCCUGACCUGGUGGUGUGGAACUCUCAAAACCAUCGCUUUAAGCUGGUGGAAGUGAAAGGUCCCAAUGACCGUCUUUCGCAUAAGCAGAUGAUCUGGCUGGAUGAGCUGCGCAGGCUGGGGGCUGAGGUGGAGGUCUGUCACGUGGUUGCAGUUGGAGCCAAGAGCAGGGGCCCUGACUGAGAGCUGUGGAGUUGGGAGUAUCUCCUUAUAUGUGGUGUAAGAUUUCCAUCUAAGCAUAAAGUAUACUACAUCUAAUUUUGAGCUUGUUAUUGUAAUAAACCUGAUGGUUUAAUGACUCA